UCGCCCAAAGCCUCGGCACAGCGAUCAGUUGGACGAACGCUCUGUAUGGUCGACGUUCAGUCGCGUCCGUCGUUCGCGGUUCGUGAGUGUGAUUAUUUGCAAUCAAAUCGGUCUUUUACGACGAUGUGCCAUAUGGAUCCCGUGGAUUACGCUAGUGCUAGUGCUAAAAAGUGAUUUUCAGACGGGAUCUAUUAUGUCCAAGAACACGUCUCGGUGAUGAAACAUAGACUUAACAUUUGCUAACCCGGCCCUAAAGAACUCGGUGUAAGUGCCUUUUUCAUGUCCACUCCGCAAUUUAAUCCAGUGUGUUAACAAUGCUGCUUGUGAUCCACCGCAAAGGACCCUUACCGAAGGGAAAAGCCCGUUACACCGGAGUCAUUCUCGACAAUUAUCGCCAUGUCUUCAAAGGUAAAACAAUGAACGAGGUGGGGAGUCUGGGUGUUCGAGGAAUAGCUGUCAGCCCAGACUCUGACUGCAACAGCAACCACCAUGGCUCAGCGAGUUAUCUCAGCAACACGUCUUCCCAAGAUAUUGAUUUUAUUCAGGAUAAUUCGGACUACCAAUGGUUUUUGGACUACGGCUAUCGGGAUGGAGGAACGAACCACCACACAAGUAUACUAUCACUACCCGAGUCCUACGAAGCCAAUGACAUGAACUACUAUGACGCCUUGGCGAAGAAUAUGGACGCGAACUUGGCCGAAGCAGACAUGGAGAGUUUCCGGACGGAAGACAUCCACGCCUUGCUUACCAACCUACCACCGAUGUGUACCGACCACCUAAGUCAAGAUAAUAACCGCCAAGGAGAGAGCUUUGCGAGUGUGUCCGGCUCCAUGAUGGCAAAAUUCGACUUCGACAGUUCCAUCAGCCCCCACAGCAGCUCCCACGGCGAAGACUCCGCCAACUCCACCUCCAUGUCCAUCUACAAAUCCGAGCUGCUCUUCAGUCCAGUCAAGGAGACCCCCAUGCCCGGAGCCAACUUCAGCGUGGACUCGCUCGACUGCGACAUGAUGCUGACCUGCCAGGCCAACAAGGACAACUACACCAUAGCUUUCGAGGGCUCGGCGGUGUACUCCGAAGAUAGCGAUUACCACGAGACGGAUAAAAGCGAGAACUCCGGCACGGGUAGCGCUCAUUGGACGAACGACAUCAAAAAGCAAACAAAUAGUGCAAAGGUUAUUGAUGCAUCGAUGACGCAGUCGGACUCGGGGAGCUUCACCACUUGGAGUAAGUUGAAGAAGAGGAGUAGUGAUAAUCAGCUGAGGCGACACCCGUCGGGGAACAACAACAACUCAGGAGAUGAAACUAGUCAUUUGGGACUGAAUGAGAAUUCCGUCAAGAGCCAAAGCAUGCCUAAUUUGUACAAGCAGAAGCUGAAGACUCUCUUAGUCAGUAAUUACCUCAGGAAUCAAAACGUGGCUUCGACCAGUACGGUUAAAAGAAAACCAGUUAAAGUAUUCGAUAUUCAGCACCAAAGCAGCAGCGGAAGCGGAGUGAGCGUGUCCGACAUGGCGACUUCGGUGGACGGCAGCACAAGCGACAACACGGGCAACAAACACCACCCUAACUUCAGUCUGGUGAAACUCUUCAUGAAGCAGAAGAGCAUGAGCACGGAGGGGAUGUCCACCACCAUGGAUCAACUGUCGUCGACGGAAAACUGGCCGGGGAGCCAAUCGGACGAAAGCAACUGCUCGGAAGGCAAACCACCCGAAACUCUCAAGAUGAGUGUAGAUCAAAAAACCAACGAAAGCAGCGUGCGCACCUACGACUUAAUCGCAGAAGAACCAGAAGAAGAGAUGUCCCGAAGCGAAUCAGUAGAACAAUUGUCUGAAAGCAUCUCCAAAAUAGACUCAGUUGGUAAUAGUUUCGAACGAACGUCCCCCGAAAGCCACUUUAACCUCAACAACAACAACAGCUACCUGACAGAAAGCCACAAGUGCGACCAAAAGCACAAGAAAGCGUUUGAGAACGAACUGAUGAACCGAAGCAUCCAGACUUCACAGUUCUCCGAAAUAACGAGCUUGAAGAACGCGCAUAAAACAUCCGCAAACAACAAACAAGGGGUGAAAGUGGUAGAACCGUCGUUCCUCAACAAGUUGAAACAAGAAGGAGAGAUGCAGAAGCCCGUCUAUGUUCUGUACCCCAACUACGUUCUACCGAAUUUGGACUUCCUGAACGAGAAACAAGAGGAUAUGGCCAAUGUUCUACUCGUGCCGCAGGAAGCCCCGAAUGUGAAGGCAGCCCUCAAGAAGCGACCUUUCAGUUGUAACGACGUGGAAAUGCUAAAGAAGAAAGGUUUCAGUCACGUUAAAGACUGGGAUUCGUUGAAUUUUUUGCUACCACAGGAAUAUAAGCGGAUUUUGGCUGACGUUCCAGAAAUUUCUGAACACAUUAAACCGUCGUUUGCGCACGCUGUGAAGACUAAAAGACGACCGUUUAGUUGCGAGUACGCGGCUAAUAGUUCGUCCAGUUCGAGUACUGCUACUCAACCCAGUUCCGGUUAUAGAGGGUCCUCCACCAUCUUGAGUGACUCUCAAAACAGUCCGGCACCUGUUACCAACCUCAAUCCGCUUUUUGUGUACAGAUAUGAUAGUGUGACGAGUUCGGAAGCCAGUUUGCUCAACAGUGAAAGACAGAGGUCGAUCACCACAGCCCCGCCGCUACCCACGAGGUGUGUAAGCCUCCAACAAGGAGACCACAUACCUCCGAGACCCCCUCUCCCGAAAAGUAUCCUGCGGAAGGAAAAAGGUGACAACAAACGCUACAGUUUGUAUGAAACGAGCGAAGAAGACUUGACCGAAGAUACUCUUUACAAACGCAAGUCGUUACAAGAGCCGUAUUUCUUGCGAACGAAGCGGUUCAGCGAGACGGAGGACGAAGGAGUGGAUGCAGGCACAUCCAGUAGUAGCGUGGACGAACACCACGAGUCACUCCGCACCACGUCACCCAACCACCAAAAAACCGACUUCCUUCUCUCAAACAUUAGUACCGACGAGCUGGUACAACUCGAGGAGUUUCUAAAACUGAGCGGAAUCUCGACUUCGGAUAACGAAGAAAUGACCGAAGAGAAUUUGAUGCAGUUGCGGUCGUACGUCGGGAAAUUCUUAUCGUUGAAGAUCAACCAAGAAGGAGCGGAACAUUUCGGGGGGAAGAAGACAGUGAGUUUUGCAGAGAAGGUCAACGUUUUGCCGAAGUACCUCGAGACGAAGCAGUUCGUAGCGCCGAAUAACUCGCCAAACGUGUCUGCUUUCGUCCACCACAAGAACUACUACACUAAAACCCUCGUGGACAUGCCAAUCUGCGAAGAAAGCGAAGGUAGCCCGAACUAUUGCAGCCCCCAAGCCACUCCAAUUCAUAAACAGAAUUUGAACCUAGUGGAGAAGCGGUCUUUGGUGAACGCCGUGACCGACGCAGUCGAGCAACUCAUUAACCAUUUCUCUUCUGCGACUAAUCAAGCCGACCUUAACGCGUUGGGAGACUCCAGUAUGAACCCUUCGUGUGCGAAACUCGCUCUUUCCACGCUUUGUCCAGCGUUGUACGCGGUUUUGAGCGAUGGCUUGAAACCCAGUCUCGAGAGUAGUUUCGGGGCUAUCAACAACUCGGUGUGGCAAGUAGUAGAGGCUUCAGCACAACAAGGUCCACUCACCAAGGCCUUAAACGAGCUCGUCAUGCGCAUAAACAGCGAAGACGCAAUAACAGAAGGUCUAGUCAAGUUCAACGCUUUCGUGUUCGGGUUGCUUAACGUCCGGUCGCUGGAUGCCUGGAUGAGCUACCUCAAAACCAGAGAGAGCAUACUCAAGAAGCACUACUGCAAAGAUUCCUUGUUAAUAAUGGCGCACACGGGAGGUCUAAACGUGAGGACGCUUCUGGAUACCCUAAUUUCGGCGUUGCAACCUCUAGCGCUUCUACCUUUCCAAUUAGACCUGUUGUUUGAGUACCGGCAGCUGCAUUUGAGUUUCAAGAGGAUGGACUCAUACCAACAACAACUCAGUCCGACGCACAAGCACUCCGUCUCACCGAACUACAAGCAAUGGAAUUCCCCGAAACUGGGUCUUUCGGCGUGCAGCAACCGCUCGAAUUCCGACAGCGAAGACAUCUCUGCAAUCACAGUCCAACACGUAGAGCCCGAAUUAACCCUCCCCGAUUUACUCAAUUCUUCGAGCAAAAGCAAGAACCGGUCGGACAAAGAACGUCCGCGCUCGUGCGUCGAGUCGGGGAUGCUAUCCAAACCCAAUUUCAAACUCGGGGAUGUCACCACAGCCGCAAAGAAACGCUGGUCGGGGAUUUCGGUCAAUUCCAAACUCUAUCUAGUGUAUGACCGCCUAGCCAAAGAAGACGACGAAGAGUACACUGAUAGUUUGGAGAACGGACCCCCGAAAGAAGACCAUAGCAAUUCCAAUGAAAACGUCCCGUCCCUUCAAGAAGACGGUCCCGAGUCUCUUGAUUCCAAUCUGUCCGACGAAAAACCCUUGAAUGGGAGAAGGUUCAAGAAGCUGCAACAAAAAUGGGAGAUGUUGAGUGGGCGCGAACCGAGCCAAUCGCCGCCGUCGUCACCCACAAACGGUGCGAAUAAGUCGAAAAUCCCCAGACCCAUUACCUCUCCUGUCAAACCGUCUGGUAUCCCAGUUUUGAUUUCGCCUUCCGGGAAACCAAGCGCGAAAGGUUUGAAGAAAAACGUAGCCAGAGGGACUGGGAUUGCGAGACCGAGUACCGCGAAAGGGGCUACGACGAAGAAGCAAACUGCUGCAAGGACUAGUCGGGUCGACCAGUUGGAAGGUAACGGGGAUACGCCUAGGCACGUCCCCAGGCCCAGUAGCUUACCCUACAAGACCACCACAACUCAGAACGGGAAGACGUCGAAGAUCACGCCACCGAGGAGGGCGGCAUCGAGUUCGCUGAACAGGAAGCCUCUGAAUGCAGCAAAUGUACCAAAGAUCGUGAGGACGCUGAACCACCGCGUGCCGUCGGAAAGUGGGCAUUUGUCGUACAAUGAAGGCGAGAGACUGAAGGUUGUGUUAGAGGUAGACGAUAAGUGGUUGCUCUGUUGCCGAGGGUCGCAGAAGGGGUUGGUGCCGCGGUCCGCUGUAAUAGCGGCCGAUGUGGGUCGUUUCUGAAGUUUACGAUAUUUACGUACUGUAAAUAAUACGUAGUGUUUUGAGUUGUAAAUUUUUAUACAGACUGGAUUUGUGAUUUUUAGAAGAUAUUUAAGUCUAUUACGCGUAUGAUAAUAUGUAUUAUUGUUACGAAGUAUUAACCAUAUUGUUGCUGCUUAUUACCGUUGUAGAAGCUAUAUGACUAUUUAUUUUAUUUUUCAAAUUAUUUAUUGAAAAUUUCUACUGCUACUUCAUUACGAUCUGUUAUGUACUUAAUUAGAGCAUCCGGAAUUGUCUUAGCUGUGACCAGUCGUUGUAAAGUUUUGUAUAGACCAGACUCUUGUUCGUCGUAAAAUUUUCACAUAUCACUUCACAUUUAGGUGGUUGGGUUUUUAUAUUCUUACGCAAUCGUCGCUUAACGUCGACAACCAAUGGACGAAUUUACGGACUAACGACCCAUCCAAUUUCGUUCCUUUAAUCUAACCCACUCGCUCGUUAAAUUCGUUGAUUUGGUGUGAUUGUGUGGCUACUAAAAGAACCUUCCUCGUAAUCAGUCCCAGUGCAUGCUACUAAAAGUGUCAUCAGAGUCACACGGUCACAUUGUUGUCGAAGUUGAAGCGACUGUUGCGCGGUUCACUGACAGCUACAUCUAAAACAAAAUUACCUUUAUUAUUCGUGAGUACAAAUAGAUGUUAAGCUCGAUUGUGAACCUUCGUGCACUUCUUUUUUCUUGUUGUGUGUAUAUAGCUUUCCAUUUCUCUCGCUCCGUCCUUAGUUCUUUGCUUUCUGUCUCUAUCUAGCACCACAGCAUGAGUGGUCCGAGUAUUUAAUAGAAUACCUCCAGGAUUCAACCCAGCUCAUCUACACCUAUUUUCUCAUCACAUUCGUUUUAUGGCAACAAGAGUCCAUUUCCUUGUCACGGUCGCUGUUCUUAGAUAUUUUUAUUUAUAAAGUGCAGUCGCUUCUGUAUAUGUCUUGCUGAAUGUCUAUAACUUAGAUUUUUAGGAGUUUCCAGGUAAAGAUCUGACUACACUUAAUUACAUAUAAGUAUAUCAAAUUUUGUGAACGGGGCCUUUGUAUCACAAUACAGAUUUUAUUUAAGUAUUCCUUUGACCCAGUUUCUAUGCUUGCAUUUUCAGCUUGGUUUACUUACGUCCACUAUAUGUAUAUAUUGAAUCGAGUUAUAAAAAGCUUUUGUGAUGUAUAUAACGUUACCAAAGUCCGAUCGAACGAUCGAUUUCAGCGAUACUCUAAUGGUUUUUGUUAAGGUUUUUCAUUUUUGGGAACAAUUUUGUGUCGUAACCUCACCAUAGGUGCCAUAUACACCCAUCUGUUUACCUUAUUUUUUGACUUUGUUUUGAAACGUCAAAAUUGUAGAAUAAAAGGAGGAUAUGUAGAAAUAAACAUGUAACUCAAGUCAGAAAUAAAUCAUUAUAAUGACA
Messenger RNA from Zophobas morio, 6532 nucleotides. RefSeq lists its product as uncharacterized. Gene Ontology annotation, cellular component: cytoplasmic vesicle. Lineage: Eukaryota; Metazoa; Arthropoda; Insecta; Coleoptera; Tenebrionidae. The transcript is spliced from 11 exons. Gene Ontology annotation, molecular function: protein binding. Bases 315 to 5111 code for a protein of 1598 amino acids. The record is from RefSeq and is a predicted model, not a curated record.